AUGACAAUCCCCAAGUACGGCGUCUGGGUCGCCCAACCAACACGCUACACAGCCGAGACCGAAAAGCAAGACCCAAAGUCCCCACACAUCUACCUCUACUUCACCGACGGCACCAGCACCAAGCAGUACCAAGCGGCCAUCAACGUCAAAUCCACCGAUAAGGACACCCGCCUCGUCUUCUGGCUUGACCGCGCCUUUUCUCAUCCAAUCACCCAGUUCCUAUCCGCCCUCGAUGAGGGUUUCACUCUCCUCAACAGCAACACCCAGCCGCAAGGCCUGGAUUACAUCCGCACAAAAAGCCUCCUUGACAUAAACGCAGGCAAGGUCCUCCCGCACGACAUCCCCGGCCCAAACAACGACAUCCUCGAUUCCCUCGACCCGAUCCUUUCGACUGCGAUUGCACAAAAGGCAAGGAUGUAUGUGUUUGGGUCGUCGUAUGGGAGCGGGAUCCACGAUGUGCAUAUGAAUCAGGGGAGUCAGCCGCAGUUUGAGAACGGGGUGUAUGAGGAUGGGGCGCUGCUGUUUGAGUUUGCGGACGGGCAUUGGGAAGCGGUGUUUUUGGCGUUUGCGUCGCAGAGGAUUCCGACGGAUGAUAAUGGGGAGGCGGAAGAGGGGAGUAAGGAUCUGGCGGGGAUUUUGGGGAGUGAUCAAUAG
Messenger RNA from Aspergillus lentulus, 654 nucleotides. Its product is annotated as YukJ family protein. The record is from RefSeq and is a predicted model, not a curated record. Lineage: Eukaryota; Fungi; Ascomycota; Eurotiomycetes; Eurotiales; Aspergillaceae.